GCUAUCCUCUACUUCGCCGCCGAGGCCGCUCAAUUCUGGAUUCCCUCGGUUCGUCGGUCCGCCUCGGGUACAGGACAUGGCCCACUGGGAACAUCCCCAUGUUCGGCCGCAGGAGAUACGGGGGCACAAUCUUCCAUGCCUGUGGACAAGUCACUCGCGACGGGACUAUUUCUUUUCAGUGGUCUCUGUGUGUUUCUCGCACGAAUCGGUCGUACAUUUUGGCGCAGUCCUUUGUUCCGUGAUGCUAGUGCAGUGACCGGUCUGACUGGUGGUUCGGGUCAGGCGGGCACCGUCGGUUCGAAAGGGCUCAGUUCUUGGAUGCGUCGAUUUGUGCAUACGUUGGCCACGGCCUCACCACUUGGUGCCGGAGGACGCAGUAAACUCCCUUCGGAACAGCCCAUUAUAUCACGCCUGGACCCGGAAGAGAUUGGUUGGUUGAUGCAACAAAUCGCUUAUGCGCAACAAUUUCUUCGUCGUCAAUUGGACGUACGUGGUGGAUGGCUUCGGGCGAAUCAGAUCACUUCCGUGCCUCGAAGCGCUCCACUUCGAAUGGGUUCAGGUGACGGAGUAGAACAUCUGGAUACGGUGUUGCUACAACGUCUUGCUGAGGAACUAGAUCAACUCCUAUCCCUUGUGCUCGAGUUAUUAGGCUUGUGGCGAGUGAUCAGUGAACAUGUGGUACACAGGGUGGUUAGAUGUUUGACCCCGGAUCAACGUCGUUCCAUACUUCAUGUACCGUUCGAAGCUUAUGCCAUUAACCUGCUGGAUUUGGUCUCUCCAGCACGCGCGUUCACCUCGAAUGUAUUGUCCCCUUCACUUCCACCAUCACCCACCGUGUCCCCAACAUUGAUUAAAACACCGGUGCUUUGUGACGUGGACCUGAUCACAGCUCUGAUAAAUGCACUGAUCGAGUACUAUUUGACCGAGGCCAGUCAAGAUGUAGACAGCGGGAUCAAUUUGGACGGGAUCACUUCACGAUUGCAAACAGUCUGCCCCACAUUGUUCGCGAAUGAGGAUGCCAUCAGUGCCAAAGCGAGCGAAUGUCUCAUUCAGGCCAGUUUACUACGCGCUUCUUAUCUUGCUAAUGGUCCUGGUCCAACGGAUGAUGUCAGUAAUUUGACAUCCGAUGAGGCUGUUCAAGUGGAGAUCGAUCAGCUAGUCCAACAGGCCUUAAGCCUGUACACUGAGGCUGGUCCCAGUUUGGAUCUGGAAAACGCUGUCCAACGCCUGGAAGCGGCCGGUGCAUGGCGUGGUGCGAUCGCUCUCUGUCUGACAGUAGCACUCAAACGCGAUCCGGCCAAUGUGGCUGUGGAUUGUCUGAAGACCGGUCGUCGACCUUCUGCCGACCCACCUCUGACAGGUCCGCAAGCCCAACUUGGACGGCGGCUAAAUCCAAGGUGCGCUCGAAGUGGUGCGCUAUCACAAGCUGCGACCACAGAACUGGCGGCAACCGAAGGCCGUUAUGAUGCUUACCAUCGACUCGUCAGUUGUCUGGAGCGUCUGUACGAAUGGUCCCGAAUCGCACCACGUUCGGCCAACUUGGCCACUAAACAGUCACAACCAGGCUCUCCGGAACAGUCGUUACUUCAGUCCGAAGUUGCCCAAACUGUCGGGGGGUUGUCAGCAGUGUACUUGACUCAACCAGAUACCUCUCCGGCAACUGCUCGUAGUGUGCUGCAUGCAGCAUUGCGUGACAUCAUGAAAUCAGACGAUAUUCUGGCGCAUUUCGAGGUAGGUCACUUGUAUAAAGCUCGAUUGGUCGGCGGGAUUGGUCGGUCACGAUCAUAA
Echinostoma caproni is the source of this 1788-nucleotide messenger RNA. Lineage: Eukaryota; Metazoa; Platyhelminthes; Trematoda; Plagiorchiida; Echinostomatidae. The record is from the annotation of a GenBank genome assembly.